Messenger RNA from Sinocyclocheilus rhinocerous, 776 nucleotides. Its product is annotated as AMP deaminase 3-like. The transcript is spliced from 5 exons. The record is from RefSeq and is a predicted model, not a curated record. The coding region runs from base 144 to 776 and encodes 210 amino acids. Gene Ontology annotation, biological process: IMP salvage. Lineage: Eukaryota; Metazoa; Chordata; Actinopteri; Cypriniformes; Cyprinidae. Gene Ontology annotation, molecular function: AMP deaminase activity.
CACUCAAGAAAACAAAACGGUAGUCAGACAACAGCAGUUUCUCAGAGUGUGACUGGACAUGGCCCACACCACACACAUGCACACGCAAACAUAUACCCAGUAAUACACUUGAAGUGUGGCCGCUAAGAACAGCCGAAGCCGAGAUGGCGGUGACGGGGGCUGAAGAUAUGCCACGGCAGUUCCCAAAGAUUGCUCUGAGUGAUGUGGAUGAGGAAGUUCGUCUGCUGGCAGAGAAAGUGUAUGCCUCAGCACUGAAGGAAGAGGACACAAAAGAUGCCCUGUCCAUGUACACUGUCCCAGAGGACUGUCCAAUUGGCUUGCAGGAAGCCAAACAGAGGGAGCUACUCAGAGAACUGGCUGAGCAACAGUCAGAGGAAAGCGCCAAACGGAAGAAGAGUUUUAAGAUGAUUCGAUCCAAAUCUAUGUCACUGCAAAUCCCAUUAUGUACGGAGAAUGUCUGGGGUGUGGUGACGCCCCUCAUUUCCCCUUCCUCUACCUGCUCCUCCAUCUCUCAAAAUUUCCCAGAGUAUCAAAGAGUCACCAUAAGUGGAGACUACUGUGCUGGGAUUACAGUUGAGGACUAUGAGCAAGCAGCUAAAAGUCUGCUAAAAGCUCUCUUUAUUCGAGAAAAAUACUCAAAACUGGCAUAUCACAGAUUCCCAUGGACCACUGCAAAGUUUCUACGUAAUGCAGCAAAUGAAAGGUGGACAGAAGAAGAUGAAAUCCUUCCAGAUAUCUGUCCCUGCCCUGGUGAAGGACAGGAUCCUUACAAAUAA